AUGAGCGAGCGUCUGAGCGAGCGUCUGAGCGAGCGUCUGAGCGAGCGUCUGAGCGAGCGUCUGAGCGAGCGUCUGAGCGAGAUGGACUGGUUUUCCGAGUUGGCCGUGCCUGCGGAGAAGGCCGUGACCUACUACACCCUAGAGGAGAUCCAGAAGCACAACAACAGCAAGAGCACCUGGCUCAUCCUGCACCCCAAAGUGUACGAUCUCACCAAGUUCUUGGAGGAGCAUCCUGGUGAAGAAGAAGUCUUAAGGGAACAAGCUGGUGGUGAUGCUACUGAGAACUUUGAGGAUGUUGGCCACUCUACAGAUGCUAGAGAAAUGUCCCAAUCAUACGUCAUUGGAGAGCUUCAUCCAGAUGACAGAUUGAAGCUAGCUAAACCUUUGGAAACUCUCAUCACGACUCUAGAUUCUAAUUCCAGUUGGUGGACCAAUUGGUUGAUCCCAGCCAUUUCGGCCCUGGUGGUGGCCAUGAUAUACCGCAUGUACAUAGCAGAAGACUAA
This is a messenger RNA of Chrysochloris asiatica (Cape golden mole), 504 nucleotides long. RefSeq names its product cytochrome b5-like. The transcript has 3 exons. The record is from RefSeq and is a predicted model, not a curated record. Gene Ontology annotation, molecular function: heme binding. NCBI's taxonomy places the organism in Eukaryota, Metazoa, Chordata, Mammalia, Afrosoricida, Chrysochloridae. Gene Ontology annotation, cellular component: intracellular membrane-bounded organelle; mitochondrial outer membrane. Bases 1 to 504 code for a protein of 167 amino acids.